AUGCCCCCAUCUUCUCAUGCGCGGUUUUUUUGUGCCCGUCCUGACGGGACUCUGACUCCACUUGUUGCCCUUGAUGACUUCCCACCAGGAGUCAUGAUUAGGGACCUGCCACGAAACCUUGGUGCAGGUGAUACCCAAGGGAUGACAAGUUGUGGACUGGCCAGUCCUCGGGCUAAGCCCUUGGACAUUGGAGGAGUGGCACAUGUUUACCCCAGUGUUCCCGGAAGUCAUGACAUCGAGGAAUUGCAUAAGACUCUGGUCCUUAUCCUCCAUGACAGCAAGGCCCCAUCCCACAUCCGUACGCUUGUGCAGAACACAUUGUGCCGUGUCGUCGAACAGUCUGUUGGUUUGGCUUCUGAAAUGACCAACACCACCCCGCCUGGUUUCGUUCAUGCAGGCAAAGUUCAUAGCCCCGCGACCUCCGGACCUUCGGUCAGCGCUCAGUCCGGCCGAGCUGUAAGUUUGAAAUACCCACUUGACAUAUCGUUGUUCAGAUUGCUGACCCUUCAUAUCUUGGGCAGUAUAACUCUACCCGCGGACAGGCCCACAAGAAGGAGUUCUGUUCGUACUGGAUUCGUCACGGCGAGCUGUAUGUACAGGCACGAGAUGCCAUUGGACGCCGCCAGUGUGGCUCGACUCGGUCUGCGGGACAUACCAAGAUGGUACCGCGACAAAUUCCAAGUGCCGAGCAUCAUGGCUGAAGUGCUCGAAUAUGAGCAAUCUGCGGAUGCGCCUCGCAAUCCCGCUGCGUCGGCUCCUCACAUAUUCGCUUCUCGUGCCAUCGAGCACAAUGUUGCUACCCCAGCCGGUUCCGCUGCCGCCGGCAAGAAUGAGGGCGGAAAUGGAAUUGCCCGGGGAAACGCCCCCCGUGGACCUGCCAGAUUCAAUGGCACUCCUCCUCGUGGUCCUGCUGCCAACAAUGGCCACGGUGGAAAUUUCAACGGCCACCGAGGCGGAAAUCGUAGCGCCAGUGCGAAUGGACGUGGUGCAUACGGCUGGAAGAACGGCCGUGGGGGUGGUCGAAACAGGUUCCUAAAUUCCCCUCUUCGCGCCCGCCGGAGUUCCAGCGAAUGGAGUCAGGACCAGGAGUCCCAGGAGCAGGAGUCGGGUAAGCUCGCGAUGUACUCGUAUGGACAAUUCGGCGGACUAAUGAACACAGAUCGUGGCCGCUCCAUCGAACCAGUCCCAAAAGCGCCUGUGGCCUCGAGCGACACCAAGUCGAAUGACGAAGCUGCGAUUCCCGUUCCUGUUCUGUCUGAGGGUGUUGGGUUGACUUCGAUUAUGGAAGAAAUCGGUGGUCCCAGCUCUGGAAUGUAUGGCGCCACGAACCAUGGCGUUUCCGGCAACGAGGAUGCCUCGCGCGGACCGAGUCAAGCACUCCGACGGCAUAGUGCCCAGAAGUUUUCGCGAGCUUCAAAUCAGUCUUCCGAUGGCGGAGUCCUUCUGCCAGAGUCCGUCACCCGGGCUCAUGACCCUGGUUCCUCGCAGAGGAAUAUUGAAGCCGCCCGCCGCUUCCUUUUUGGCCGCGGCGAUGAUGGUAGCUGGAGGUCUCAUGGUCAAUCUGUCUCUGGUUUCAUGGAGCGUAAUGAGGCGACGAUUGAAGGUCAGGACGCUUGCUUCACCUGGGGCCCGGUGGGUGGUCCGAUCUUGAAAGAUGCCAGUGGUAAUAUCCCGGACUCCUCUGUCUUCGGAAAGUAUCCUCUGGGUCCGUUGGAUGAGUAG
Messenger RNA from Penicillium salamii, 1722 nucleotides. The record is from the annotation of a GenBank genome assembly. NCBI's taxonomy places the organism in Eukaryota, Fungi, Ascomycota, Eurotiomycetes, Eurotiales, Aspergillaceae.